Messenger RNA from Peromyscus californicus insignis, 423 nucleotides. It is a transcript of the gene Smim23, whose product is annotated as small integral membrane protein 23. The transcript has 4 exons. Lineage: Eukaryota; Metazoa; Chordata; Mammalia; Rodentia; Cricetidae. Bases 1 to 423 code for a protein of 140 amino acids. The record is from RefSeq and is a predicted model, not a curated record.
AUGGCAAUCCAGAAGAUGGGUGGCAGGGGGCGGGUGGCAGCUGAGCUGCUUGAACAGAGAAGGAGCAGCCACUGUGAUGACAGGAAGCAGACGCUGUUAGCACUGCUGGUCUUGGUGCUGUACCUGGGCACAGGGAUAUCAGGAAGUGGCUGGGAAGGAUCCGGACGGAUCAGGGACUGCAGCCACCCUCAGAAUCCCGUGGCAUCCCAGGGCUUUGAGUAUCAGGCCAAUGAACCCACUGAAGAGCCAACAAGGACCCUCAGGAAGUGGCUGAAGACAAACUUGCACGGUUUUCUGGAGAAGCUAGAGAGAGAAGUGAGAGAGCUGGAACAGCUGGUGCGUGACCUGGAAUUCUGGCUUGAUGCGCUUCUGGGAGAGCCGCACCCCGAAGAUCUGUGCUCCACCUACAAGGGUCAUUUGUGA